AAAGGACAUGGAGUGGUAGACAAAAUCUCUGAAGAUAAAAAUAUGAUUUAGGGCAGAAUCUCUGAAGAUAAAAUCAUUCACAUUUGUGUGAAUUUCGUUUAAUCCUUAUCCUUUUUUUUCCAAAUUAUAAGAUAAGAUUAUUAAUCUCUUAGGAAAAAUAAAAUCUUAAAUACGGUCGUCUCAAUUGCUCUUACCUUUACCAAGACGGCCAAAAGAAAAGAUGUCGACCGAUAUUUCACCCUACUCUCAAACUCACGUGGAGCCCGUUAAUGGUUAUCCUUCAGACAACAAGAGACGCGACGAUUCCUCUGCUCCUGCCAAAUAUGAUGAUCUUGUCCGUAACUCUGCUCUCUUCUGGGAUAAGCUCCGAGCUGUUCUCGGACUAACCAGCCAAACUCUGAAGGUUCCUACUGUGGGAGGGAACACUCUUGAUCUGCAUCGGCUUUUCAUUGAGGUUACGUCUCGAGGUGGUAUCGAAAGGGUGGUUAAGGAUCGGAAAUGGAAAGAUGUGAUUGGUGCAUUCAGUUUUCCGACAACGAUAACAAGUGCAUCGUUUGUCUUGAGGAAGUAUUAUCUCAAGUUUCUUUUUCAGCUGGAACAUGUGUAUUACCUUGAAAAACCAGUGUCUUCGAUCCAAUCAACAGAUGAAGCAAUGAAGAGCCUUGCCAAUGAAUCUCCAAAUCCUGAGGAAGGUAUUGAUGAACCACAAGUUGGGUAUGAGGUUCAAGGAUUCAUUGACGGGAAGUUUGACAACGGCUAUCUGGUGACGAUGAAAUUGGGUUCUCAAGAGCUGAAAGGUGUGAUUUACCACAUUCCUCAAACGCCAAGUCAGUCCCAACAAACCAUGGAAACAGCUUCAGCCACUGUACCAUCAUCACAACGCCGACAUAGGAAGAAAUCAAAGUUGGCUGUCGUCGAUAAUCAGAAGCCCAAAUGCCACAGGAGUGGCUACAACUUCUUCUUUGCUGAGCAGUACGCUAGGCUUAAACCUGAGUACCAUGGGCAAGAACGAAGCAUCACCAAGAAAAUAGGACACAUGUGGAGCAAUCUCACUGAAUCUGAGAAACAGGUUUAUCAAGACAAAGGAGUUAAGGAUGUGGAGAGAUACAGAAUUGAGAUGUUGGAAUAUAAGUCUUCACAUGAGUCAGGAGCUACUGCUUCUACAGUGGCUCAGUAGCUUUUCUCCCUUUUGUUGUCUUAUGUGUUUGUUGUAACAUUGUCUUUUUCUCUAUAGAACUUGUUUAAAAUUUUCUUUGAGUUGCAGAAUUUGCCAUGUUUAUUAUGGCUUUAGAGCUAGUGAGGAGGUUACUAACUGCGAACUAGUGUCUCUUUUUUUUCUUUCUUUUAGUAGUGCCAUUUUGUAGUGUUACAUGCAUCGCCAUAUAUCCAGAUCUUUCUUCAAAAA
This is a messenger RNA of Arabidopsis lyrata subsp. lyrata, 1405 nucleotides long. RefSeq names its product high mobility group B protein 10. The record is from RefSeq and is a predicted model, not a curated record. Gene Ontology annotation, molecular function: DNA binding. Bases 221 to 1177 code for a protein of 318 amino acids. The transcript has 6 exons. NCBI's taxonomy places the organism in Eukaryota, Viridiplantae, Streptophyta, Magnoliopsida, Brassicales, Brassicaceae.